Messenger RNA from Rotaria sp. Silwood2, 1857 nucleotides. The record is from the annotation of a GenBank genome assembly. Lineage: Eukaryota; Metazoa; Rotifera; Eurotatoria; Philodinida; Philodinidae.
AUGAUUAUCAAUAAAGGUUUAAAAUUUAUUCCACCAUGUCAAAAUCAUUUAUUGUCAAAAAAACCAAUGAAACAAUUUAUUAAACAGGAAUAUAAAAGACUUUAUGAUGAAAAUGUUAAAAAUCUUACUGAUUAUACUUUUCCAACUGAUGAUACACGAGCGAAAGAAUAUUUCCUUGCCAUUAGAACUUUACUUGAACAACUUUAUAUGAAACCUAUACCAACUAAAAUUGCAAAAAAUGCACGAUAUUUAAGUCAAAUGAUAAAAUCAAUGCAACGAAAAUUACGGAAAGCUAAUAUUGCUGUUGGACAAACUGAUAAAAGUAAAUUAUUUUUUUUUAUUGAUGCACAAGAUUAUGAAGAAAAAAUUAAAAAUUAUAUGGAUAAAACAAAUGCUUAUCAAGAAAUUACAAGUGGUAUUUGCCCACUAGCUGAUAAUUUACAUUUAGUAAUAUUAUUACUUGAUCAUUUACGUGACCGAAAGGAUAUUACCUAUGAACAACAUAAAAAAAUGUAUCCGAACAUAAAAAAAUUAGAAUUGGCUCAUAUUUAUUUUAAUCUUAAAGUUCAUAAGCCUGUUAUAUCAGUUCGACCUAUUGUUGCUUCCAUCAAUGCACCAGCAAGACUUAUAUCAAGUUUUUUAGAUCAACUUCUUACUCCAAUAUAUAAUCAUGUGACUAAAGAUAUUACAUUUAUUAAUGGUAUAGAUGUUGUUCGAAAAUUAAAAGAAUAUCAACGACAAGGUCAUCUCACUUCAACAACAUUAUUUGUUAUAUUUGAUGUAGCUGAUUUAUAUACAAUGAUCCCACGUGAUGGUGCUAUUGCUGCUUUAACUCGAUUUUGUGAAAAAAAUGCCAUCAAUGGAAAAAUUGGCACUCUUAAAAUAAGUACUAUUAUUCAAUUAGCAUGUGUUGUUUUAGAUACAAAUUCAUUUGCUUACAAAGAUAAAUAUUAUCGCCAAAUUAAAGGUGGUGCUAUGGGUUCACCUUUUACUAUGGUGUUAGCCAAUAUUUAUAUGUUAGAAUGGGAACAAAAAUUAAUUCAACAUCAAAAAAUAAAUAAUGGUAUAUAUGGCCGAUAUAUUGAUGAUGUAUUUAUGACAAGUAAUUUAAACAAAGAAGAAAUUUUAAAAUUACUUGAAGAAACAACUCAAACAGAUUCAAAUAUUAAAAUUACAACUACAAUUAGUCAAACAUUAGAUUAUCUCGAUGUUACAAUAGAAAAUAACAAUGGAGAUUUAAAAACUUGUAUCUAUCAUAAAUCAGCAUCUGAACCUUAUAUUUUACCGUAUUCCUCAGAUCAUCCACGACAUGUUCAUAUGAACAUAUUAAACAAUGCAUUAGUUCGAGCAGCUCGAAUGUGUUCAACUGUUGAAGACUUUGAUAUGGAACGAUUAAGUACUGAGAUGAUACUAUUAGUCAAUGGUUAUCCACCAAAAUUUAUACAACAACAUAUGACAAACUUCUUCAUCAAAUAUAAUGCUAUGAAUGUGUGGACUGAAUUAAAUAGUGAAUCGUAUCAACAACUACAUCAUGAAUUACUUUAUAAACCUACAAGACGAGAACAAAAAGUUCAACUUGAAACAAAUGGUACACCUUUGAAAAAGCCGACAAAUUAUGAACAUAAAGAUCAAAUUUAUUUGCAUUACACAUUCGAAACUGGCCCAUUAACAAAUUUCAAAAAAGAAUAUCGUCAAAUAUGGGAAAAAUACUAUGUCUAUCCAGGUUCACGUUUAAGAAAUACAAGACUGAUUCUUGGUACAAUAUUAAAUCGAACAUUACAAAGUCUUCUAAUACACAAGAAACCAAAACGAGACAUAUUGACAAAAAUGGAAUCGACAACACCGGCAGCUUCUUGA